CCGAAAGGGUGCUUAUUCACGGUGGCUCCGGAGCCGAAAGGGUGCUUAUUCACGGUGGCUCCGGAGGUGUGGGCACCAUGGCAAUACAAAUGCUCAAAGCUUGGGGUGUUGAAAAAGUUAUGGGUGUAUGGCGGAACUGCGUUCAUGUCACUGUAGUCAGUCCUAUGCUACUAGAAACCGAUCGGCAUGGAUUUCUACAAGGCAUGGUUACCACCGCGAUUAAGUAUUUCUCCCGAAGUUGUGAGUUGCCCUAUCAAAUGCUAGUGUUAAUGUAAGA
Strongylus vulgaris is the source of this 277-nucleotide messenger RNA. The record is from the annotation of a GenBank genome assembly. NCBI's taxonomy places the organism in Eukaryota, Metazoa, Nematoda, Chromadorea, Rhabditida, Strongylidae.